Laetiporus sulphureus 93-53 is the source of this 2025-nucleotide messenger RNA. RefSeq lists its product as uncharacterized. The transcript has 2 exons. Lineage: Eukaryota; Fungi; Basidiomycota; Agaricomycetes; Polyporales; Laetiporaceae. The record is from RefSeq and is a predicted model, not a curated record. Bases 24 to 1919 code for a protein of 631 amino acids.
AGGGUCAUUCGGAAUUCCUAGCUAUGUCUGCUCCAGGUGCUCAAUCAUUACCCGUCAAUUGGACGGCCUGCGAACGGUUUCUGGGAAUCACAGAACUGGUACAGGAAAUCAUAACUUCACUUCACGACGAACCCAGCUCUCUGCGCAGUUUGGCACUCACCAACAAAGUACUAUCCGAAAACGCGCUCCGCCAACUAUGGUCGAAGAAGCGCGGUCUGAUGGACAUUAUUGAGCUCCUCCCCUCUAUGAGACGCAAUCAUUCUGACAGUUUUGAACCAUUCAAGAAAUACACAGGCUAUGUCCGCGAUUUCACGUGGGGCGAGAAAGACGACCGUCGAGUAUCGGCCUCCCUCCAUCGUCUGUUUGAGGCGAUACCCAUUCAUGGAACCUUAUUCCCGAACCUACGCGUCCUACGUUGGACCUCGAGCUUCUUCCCUUUUCCCCAUUCCUAUGGUUUAUUCAGUCUCCUUCUCGCUCCGUCGCUGGUGGAUGUGCAAAUUCGUAAAUGCUCGCUUAAGGACGUCGGAGAGUGCAUUGAUCUUAUCAAGCGAAGUGCACCUGGUCUGCAACGGUUGGAGGUGGAAGUAAGGUACGGUGGUCAUCCGAUACUUCAAACCCUUGGAAAACCGGAGGCGCAAGCGGUGUCCCAGGAUGAUAUCUUCUUCCCGCAUUUGCAUGUCCUCCGCUACACCUCGAAUCCAGCCGACUGUCAGGGAAUCUUCCGUCACCUUGUCGCACCAUCGCUGGUGGACUUGCGUAUCCUCGAUUGUUCGUCUGAGGAUGCCAGGGAGUAUCUCCAGCUAAUCAGCCAAAGGGCACCUGGUCUUCAGCGGUUGGAGAUGCAAGUGUAUUCCAACAGCGGCUCGAGUCCUCUUACAGGGAUGAAGCCAAAGGCGAUGCUCCAAGAUAAAGUCUUGUUCCCAGAUUUACGUGUCCUUCGCUGGAAUUCGCAAUCCUCCGAUCGUCAAGAAAUGUUUCGUCAGCUUCUCGGACCGUCAAUGCUGGAUCUACAUAUAUUCAUUUCUUCGUUUGAGGAUACCGCGGAGUAUGUCAAGACAAUCAGGCGGAGGGUGCAUAGCCUUCAGCGGUUGGAAAUAGAUUUGGGAGGCGAUUACUUUUCGGACUUUUUUCCGGAUCUGAAGCUGGAGCUGGACGGGAUGGACAUCAACGAAUUCAAAACCAAGUUCACCCUAUCCGAGGAGACAUUCUUCUCAUUGGCUAGUAUGAAACAUCUUACGAGCCUCAAGCUCUACGUUCCGACGGAAGGUUACGAAGUUAUCGACACGUCGUGCUUUCCCUCCUUGCGAUCCAUCAGCCUACGGACGGAAGAGUUUGGUGCGCAUUGCAUAGCUCUCGUCAAGAUGGUCAGCUCUGGGAGUCUCGAGGAUGUUUCCAUCAGCGUCCAAGGCGAUGUCGCAACAGACAUGUUCGAGUCUUUCGUCCACGAGCUCGAGAACCAUCCACUGCGCAAAUUCGCUCUCAACGGCGCUUUCCUCAUAGAACAUGAUGACCGCUUGGACAUUGGUGAAGCGAUUCUGCAUGCUCUGCAGCCAUUACUACAGCAACGAACAAUGACCUCGCUGGCCAUUGAUAUAAACGACUUGAGAAUCACCUCGCAUCUCCUCUCCGCGCUCGGCGGCGCCUAUCCCGCACUGGAGACGCUGCUCUUGCACACUGAUUUUUCGCACUGGGCGACAGUCGGAGCGUUGUUUACCAUCGCCGACAGCUUCCCCGCUCUCAAGAGGGUCGACAUUCAUGUCAGCAAGGCGUCGAACCUUCCCAUUCUGCCUUCGAACUGGCAGUCCCCUUCCAAGCUGCUUCAUAUUGAUGGCAUAAACCGGUCUUCGGCGUCUGAGGAGGUUCUUGCCUACCUCAAAGCUCUUUUCCCUCGUGCGGACGUUGAUAAAUAUUGUGGUUAGAAUGUGACUGUCCUCGAGCAAAUACUCGCCUGGUUAUGCACUCCAAUCUCUCGUAUUGCUACAUGCUACGCUCUAUUGUCAUUCUAUUCGCGUCGAUGAAAGCCCU